Phytomonas sp. Hart1 is the source of this 3603-nucleotide messenger RNA. Lineage: Eukaryota; Euglenozoa; Kinetoplastea; Trypanosomatida; Trypanosomatidae. The record is from the annotation of a GenBank genome assembly.
AUGGGGCACGAAUCUGUAACUCGUUGCUCCCCACAAUGUGAGGUAUCUAAUAACAUAACAGAACGCCUUUCUUGUAUUGCCUCCUACUUUAGUGGUAGCACUUCACCAUAUUUACCGAGCGACCAGCAGAAUGAAAAUGCGUCCAUAUCUAGUGUACCACAAUCUAGAAGGCUUCCACUUGCAUGGCUAGCUGCGAGUCCAUUGACUCGACUAAUAGCGGAACAAAUGGAAGCUGAGCGCCUUGUAUUCUUUCGCUUCCUCCACGGCUCAACUAGCAUUGAUGCGGGUAAAUCUGGUGAAGUUGGCGUUGAUGGCAAUGAAGAAGAAGAUCCACUUCCGUUGAUGUUUGCGGUAUCAACCACAUCACUUUCAACUAUACAAGAAGCCAUUUUUGAUGAAAAUAAUAACUUUAAAAGUGAAGAAAAAAAACACGAUCUACCUAGGAUCGUUCCAUUUUUUGAUCAAAUCAAUUCCUCAAAGCUGGGACAAGUUCAUUUAUCUGAUGCUUACAACAGCGUAGAUGAUCGCAACCUUUACGAAAAACGUAGCUCAUGGGGAAAAACAAGGUGUGGUACACAAGUCGCUGGCCUCAUAACGGUAUUGAUUUCCGCGCGAGAUCUUUUGAAAAAGAGUCUAGAAAAUCACAAGACUCACCUUUCUGUCAACGAUGCUACGUGCUUGCAACAGAUGUCUUCGCAACCGCCUCCAUCAUUAAUGAAGGGUGGCUUUAAUGAUACAUGGAUAUCGCAUGAGAUUCCAGGAAUCCCAUUACGUGAAUGGAUUUGCUCCAACUCUGACUCGGUUCCAGACAAAAUAAAAGAGGGGAAAAAUACUAAUGAACAAAGUUUAAAAGGCAUAUCUACAAAGAGACAGAGGCAUACUGAUGUCAUGGUAAAAAAGGGAUGUAACCCUGUGGAUUUGCUUUCGUCAUUGCCACAUGAAGAAAAGUAUCUGUUUCCCAUAACAGCCCUCCCAGCUGAAGUGAUGUCAAUACCAGAAAUGGUGAAUUUCAGCUAUUCUAUCCCUUCAGGAUCAGAUUUGAAAAAAAACGGACAAAAUACGGUGGUGCAAUUUACUCCAGCAGACGACAGGCGCGAAACCUUGAAAUCUGCUGCAAGUACGCUAAAUGCCUCCAGACUGGCACACUGGGCUGCGCAUCUUUCGCUUGGCCACGAUUUAAAGUCAACCUCUAUCCAUAAAUGUGAUGAUGUGAGCGGAAAUUAUGAUCUGAUGUACCGGGUCGUUUUAGUAACGCGUCCGGAUGCUGUGGAAAACGUGAUGUUGGGGGUCAGUCAGUGGUGGUUGCAGCGCCCUAUCUACCUUCAUGAGCUUGGGUACAACUACAAUUCGAAAGGAACCCCACACGAAUACCCAUCGGUACACAACAACAACUCAAUAAGAGAGAAAAAUGGAGUACUAGUGCCAAUACAGCUUAAAUUUGCUUCACUGGAUGCCGCUAGUGUUUUUUACGUCCCAUUGAAGGUAUCUCUUCUGUGUCGAUUCAUGGUAUUUGUGUGCUACGUGCAUGCGUGCUUGGCUUUUUGCUUUACUCUUUGUGAUAGCGUUACUACUGCUACAUGGCUACCGUCUGAACAAAUUUCUGAAUGGUGUGGCCUAACAGCCAUACCGAUAGAUCAGUCGAAUGGUGAGGCGUACCACAACGAGUUUUCAAGUGCUGCUAACGGAAAAGCUGUUCCAAUGAACUUGCUGACUUCACUGUUGUUCGCUUUGAGUAUCCUUGUAGCCAUUCCUUUGUUGAUGUUGAUCAUAUUCCUCACUUUGUUGCUCCGUUUUCUCAAUCACUUUGCCGGGCAUCUUUAUCCUGGCCAACAAAGCACCCUCAUGCGCAUGCUCACUUGGAUAAAACACAUGAUAUUGUUUUUCAACUCCUUUGAAAAGACCGUGUGUGCGCAUUGGAGGCUACAAAAUCGACUGCGCGAGCGAGCCAGUGCGAUGAAAAUCUGCCACUGGCUCUAUCGUCUUGGGUAUGUCUACGCGAAUCAAAUGGAAACACUUGACAUAAGCCAUACGGGAAUCUGUGGUACUCACCUGCUGGCCUUUGCCCUUGGUAUCCAUACUGCCACGAACGGUGAUGGAUCAGCUACACCUCAUUGCACAAGUGCCCUGCGAGCACUGGAUGCUUCUGGGUGUCUUUUUUUAGAUCAGCCCUGCGAUGAACACCUGUUGCAGACUGAACUUGAUAUGCGUCGUUACUUGGGGAUUUCUUCCUCAUCCACAAAAAAAGACAUGGGCAGCGAUGCCGCCACUGCUGACGAAAUGCUGGCAUACAGUGAAAAUCUAAGGAUGCUCUCACAUGCGGGACGAGCACUCGCAAGGCUUUCCUUAGGCCACCAACCAAUGGACACAGGUAGGAAGCACGGCCUGCAACUUAUCAACGCGUCUGGUUCAUCCCUGAAUACUGAGGUAUUGGACGAACUGGGACAAUGUGUGCUAUUGUACGAACUCGAAACAGUGCAUAGACAUUUUGUUUCAACAAAAAUGAACGUUGCAGUCUCAGGGGUUGGUACGGGUGGUGCAUCCUCUCUCACUUCACUGGCACCCUCUCCGUCUUCGUCACUCAUAGCAAUAAAUCUCACAAGUUGCCGUAAGGUGUGCAGUGUAAACGCUCUGUCGUACAUUACGAGUCUUGUUCAAAUAAUUGCACCCUUCACCGAGAUCAAUAAUGCAGGAGUAGUCCACCUUGACGGGAGUGCAUUUCAUCAAGUAUUGCAAUAUGUGGCCGAUUCUGUUUGUCAUUUAACGCAUCUACGUUGCACUCGUUCUGGUACAAAUCUUGAAGACAGUAAGACUGGUGUUGAACAUGGGGUCUAUGACGGCAUAGCAACACCUCUCUUUUGUACUACAACCUCAUUUGUGUCAUUACUAAACUAUUUUGUGGAUAAUUACGCGGAUAAAAAGCAGGAAUUCGUGUCUCGGUUUACUGAAAUGAAGUUCUUCCUUGAGCAUCGGUUUCAAACUCACCUGUACCACCUAGACCUUACCUUCUGUCUGAAGGUUGAAAAUCUUGCGUCCUUGUGCGAAAGGCAGUACCUGUUGCACUACCUAAAUGUGAGCCACACAAAUGUCAGGACAACUGGCCUUGCAGAGAUUGUAAGGAAGCAAGCACCGGGUCACCACGCCUCAGCACGUCGUCCCUUGCGUGUCCUGGUGGCAGAGUACUGCAACGUGCUAAACGACCUCAACGGUAUUCAGAUGUUUCCGCUCCUUACGAAACUCUACGUUAGAAAUGGAAGCCUUGACGCCAGUGGGCUGGGUGUGUUCUCCAGCCAUGCAGUGUGUUUUAACAACCUUAUCUUCCUGGACCUGAGCUACUGUGAAAAGGUCGAGAACGUCUCCAUGUUGGCCUCUCUCCCCUCGUUGCAGACACUCAUUUUAGACAACACCGAGAUAUUAUGCAACGGUAUAAAGGGCUUGGGCAAGUGCCCUACACUACAGACGCUCUCGUUGCGUUUUUGCCCAGACUUUGCACCCGUUGGCCCCAGUAAAGAACGGCUCGAACAAAUGGUCGUGCGCAUUCCAACACUGCAAACCUACAUUUAUGAAAAUCUUGCCUGUGAUGAAGUGCCCCGAGAAGAUGCAUAA